Pleuronectes platessa (European plaice) is the source of this 3714-nucleotide messenger RNA. RefSeq names its product 6-phosphofructo-2-kinase/fructose-2,6-biphosphatase 3 (gene pfkfb3). Gene Ontology annotation, cellular component: cytosol. The coding region runs from base 181 to 1794 and encodes 537 amino acids. NCBI's taxonomy places the organism in Eukaryota, Metazoa, Chordata, Actinopteri, Pleuronectiformes, Pleuronectidae. The transcript is spliced from 15 exons. Gene Ontology annotation, biological process: fructose metabolic process; fructose 2,6-bisphosphate metabolic process. The record is from RefSeq and is a predicted model, not a curated record. Gene Ontology annotation, molecular function: 6-phosphofructo-2-kinase activity; fructose-2,6-bisphosphate 2-phosphatase activity; ATP binding.
GUGCCGCAGCCCGGCAGAUGAGCUCGGCUCAACGUGCUCUCAUUACUUUGCUGAUCAGCCCCGGUUCAUAGCUGCUCCUCAGCGGAACGGACGAGGAUCCACCGACUCCCGUCAGUGCUCUCGCCCCGGAUCUAAGCGGCUCGGUUCCCGUGUACAGCGCGGCUCUUCGGUGCCUGAGGAAUGCACAGAGAGCUGACCCAGAACAGGAUCCAAAAGAUCUGGGUUCCCACCAAAGAUGACAAGCCGGCCCCGCGGAGAGCAACUGGCUCUCUCCACUUGGCCAACACCCCCACCGUCAUCGUGAUGGUGGGCCUGCCUGCUCGAGGCAAAACGUACAUGUCAAAGAAACUCACCCGCUACCUCAACUGGAUCGGCAUGCCUACCAAAGUCUUUAACGUGGGAGAGUACCGCAGGGAGGCCGUCAAGAACUACAGCUCCUAUGACUUCUUCAAGUCUGAUAAUGAGUGUGCCGUGAAAAUCAGGCAGCAGUGUGCCUUAGCAGCCUUGAGGGAUGUCAAGUCCUAUCUGAAGGACGAGGGAGGCCAUGCAGCGGUCUUCGAUGCCACAAACACAACAAGGGACAGACGAGACAUGAUCCUCAAGUUCGGCGACGAGAAUGGCUUCAAGAUCUUUUUCAUUGAGUCUGUGUGCGACGAUCCCAGCGUCAUCGCGUCCAACAUCAUGGAAGUGAAGGUGUCGUGUCCUGACUACCGGGACUGCAACAAGACCGACGCCAUGCUGGAUUUCCAGAGGAGAAUCGAGUGCUACAAAACCAGCUACCAACCCCUGGACCCCGAUCAGCACGACAGGGAUCUCUCCUUCAUCAAGGUGAUCGAUGUCGGCCGGCGGUUCCUCGUCAACCGGAUCCAAGAUCACAUCCAGAGCAAGAUCGUCUACUACCUGAUGAACAUCCACAUCCAGCCCCGCACCAUCUACCUGUGUCGGCACGGAGAGAGCACCGACAACCUGGAGGGACGGCUCGGUGGGGACUCUGGCCUCUCGCCGCGGGGCAGACAGUUUUCAGCCACCCUGAGCCGGUUUGUUGAGGAGCAGAAACUGGAGAAUUUGAAGGUGUGGACCAGCCAGCUGUGUUGCAGCAUCCAGACGGCCGAGCACCUGGGAGUCCAGUACGAGCAGUGGAAGGCUCUUAAUGAGAUCGAUGCUGGAUUGUGUGAGGAGUUGACGUACGAUGAGGUGAAGGAGAAAUAUCCAGAGGAGUUUGCUUUGAGAGAUGAAGAUAAAUACUACUACCGCUAUCCUGCCGGAGAGUCCUACCAGGACCUGGUCCAGCGGGUGGAGCCGGUCAUCAUGGAGCUGGAGAGGCAGGAGAACGUCCUGGUUAUUUGCCACCAGGCCGUCAUGCGCUGCCUGCUGGCCUACUUCCUGGAUAAGAGCGCAGAUGAGAUGCCCUACCUGAGAUGCCCCCUGCACACGGUGCUGAAGCUCACCCCGGUCGCCUACGGGUGCAAAGUGGAGUCCAUCUCUUUGAAUGUGGAGGCAGUGAACACCCACAGAGACAGACCUGAGGAAGUGAAGAGGGGACCCGGCACCCUGAUCAGGAGGAACAGCGUGACUCCCCUGACCAGCCCAGAGUCAAACAUUAAGAAACCUCGAAUCGAUGACCUGGACGAGCCUCCGAUCCAGGAGCUGCCUCCAUCGGCUGCCUCGCUGGCUCUCUGCAGCCCCUCCCACCUCCCUCUCACCCUGGCCGGACAGCACUGGCUGGGUAAAGUCUGCCUACGAACCACCCUCCACUGUCUCAAAGUGGUUUCGCCCUUAGUCUUCCAAAGGUAAACACACUGUAGUGGCUUCACAGUUGCUUCAUAGUCUCUGCCAGAAGCUCGUUUGACACACAGCGGUCACACAGUUAACUCUUUAGAAUUCACUACCAGAGAGCUUCUAAUAUAGAGAGAACUUACACAAGGGAGUGAUGGCAAGAUGACCGAAAAAUAAUAAGGGGCCUUUGGAGCUGUUUCCCAAAAUGGGAAAGCAUUUCUGGCACUGGUAGUUCCAAUAGAUGAGAUGUGCAUUUUUUUAAAUCGUAGUAAUUGUUUCUGAAAGUAUUUGUGAUGUCACGCUUCACAGAAUACAUGACGACACUCAUUAUUUUGGUUUGUCAAUGAAAAUCAUCAUUAAUUCAGAAAAAGUUUUGCUAACAGCUAAUGAACACCCCCCCCCCCCAAAGGGCCUCCAAAACCUUCCGUAGAAGCCUCCUCUAACAUGACUCAUUUCCUUGUUUCCUCCUCAUUUUGUUUCUCUGUGUAGUUGGUAUCACAUCAUUGUUUUGUUAAAUUCACUGGGCUACUUCCUGUUCAUGACAUCAGCAUCCACCAAAAAUUCCUUAACACUAGCCAAGCAGGUUGUUCAGAGAACAGCCACAGCCACUGAACUUGAGUAGAAAUGGCACGCCUGAGCUAUUUUUCUGUUUGUCACAGUGGAAAGGUGUGUGAGGCUCUUCUCAGCUUCAUUCAUAAUCACCAGAGGAUUAACGCUCUGCAGCCGUUGCUCACACGCUCAUGAACUUAGCGCCAGUUUUCACGCCCUAAAAAUAUCAUAGAGGAAAAACAGGGCCGGAGGCAACACAUGUGAUAUAACCUGUGGUUUAGGGAUUAGGCUGCAAGAGACAGUAUCAUCGGCCAACUGCAUAUUUACGCAGGAGUGCUGCCUUUUGUGUUGUUGCUGACGUCCUGGUUGCCACUUGUGUUGUAUUGCAUCAUAAGCCUCACUGUGGAGGACCUGUCAACGUGUCUAAACGUUGUUUUUUUGUUUUGUUGUGUUUGCAGAACCUGAGGAGGAGCUCAUCCGGCCGCCGUGACAUCCUGCAGCCCUGCCAAUGAAAAAGCUCCCAUGUGUCGCAGAGCUCAAGAGGUCGGAAAGCGGAUCAGUGGCGAAGAAGAGGAUAGAAGUGGAAAAAAAUAAGGAAAAGUGAAAUUGGAUUUUUGAAAAAAGCAACAUUUCUCAAAUUGUCAAACACCAAGGAUCCACUGGAUGAAUGUGUCAUUUUUUCUGUAAAGGACGAAAACCCUUCAUCGUUCCCAAAGGACCAUGGGUAUCUGAUUGUUUCACCGCCGAGUGCCUGUCGUGCCUGUUCCGCAAGCCUGACGCCGCUUCUCUCGCUAUUUCCGUGGACUUGAGCGCUUGAGGAGAGGCGCCACAUCUCACCUAAUAACUCCACAUAUCAUUUCAAUAUCUUAUUUUUCACAGUUUGAAUAUUUAUUUUUCAUUACGAUGUAGUUUAAACAGUACCUGUUGAUCAUUUGAUAAAGUCCCUGCCGCCGAUUGGGGGGAACUUUUUAUUUGCUCUCAUUGUCUGCAACGCACAAAUGUAAGCACUUCUAUUUUUGUUAUAACAAUGCGCGCUGUUAAUAAUAUUCUUGUAAAUUUUAGUGUACAUACAGUGUAAGGAGAGACGUGUGGGGGAUGUGUGCAUGUAGUGGUGUUUUUGUAUGGGACUGAAUGGAAAGCAGGAGGCGCGUGGAGAAAGAAACUGCGGCUCACGUCUCUCAGUAAAACUCUAAACCUGUUUUGCUUGAGAUACUUGAAAUUUGUUUUUUAUAAAAACUGUUUUAUUAUACUAUUAAUUUAUUUUUACGUAGUUUUGAAUGACUGACUGACUGACCGAAGGACUACUACACAUGAGAGGACAGUAUGUUGUACAGUUGAUUUUGCUGGCCUUGCUGGACCAAUAAAUUCACGCCGGGAAAAUACACACAA